CUCCUGUAAAGGCCAGGAUGUAGCGAAGAAGGCUGGCGAAAAAAGAAAGAAGAAAGGUUGCAGUUAAUGAAAAGGAAAGUGGUUGUGUUUUAAUUCGUGUUUUGUCUUAACAGUUCAGACAAUGACAUCCCAGCAGCAGUCCGUCACGUUAACCCCUCAGGUCGGCUCACACCAGACAGCGAUGCUUCAGCAGCCACAACAACAACUAAACCAGCAGGAUUUUGACCCCGUUCAUCGGUUUAAAAUGCUUAUUCCACAAUUAAAGGAAAGUUUACAGAAUGUCAUGAACAUUGCUUCGCAAAAUUUUGCGCACAAUACUGCGAUUGAUAACGGAGUUGCAGAGAGGGCAGAAAAGCCACUGUCUCAGAGAAAGAGUAAUGAUGCCACAGUGCAGAGGUUUGAUAAGAGCCUUGAGGAAUUCUACGCCCUGUGUGACCAGGUGGAACUCUGUCUGCGAUUGGCUCAUGAGUGCCUCACUCAGAGCAUUGACAGUGCAAAACACUCCCCCAACCUGGUGCCCACGGCCACCAAGCCAGACACGGUGCAGACAGAGUCUCUGUCCUACUCACAGUAUCUCAGUAUGAUCAAGUCCCAGAUAUCCUGUGCUAAAGACAUCCAUAAUGCUCUUCUGGAAUGUUCCAAGAAGAUUACGGGAAAAAGUCAGCAACAAGGAAUUCUGUGAUGUUGCUCAAUCCCGAGUCGACUGUGCUCUGUAGGACUCCAUGGCAUUGAGGAUCUGGAGGAAUGGUUCCAAGAUUGAAUUUGUACAUAGAUGUCAGACAUGAUGCAAAAAAAAACAACAACUGAAUUUUGCAAUUUGUAAUUUGGACAUGUUUUGGAAAAUAAAUGUGUAUUUUUUAUUA
Messenger RNA from Electrophorus electricus (electric eel), 863 nucleotides. RefSeq names its product mediator complex subunit 29 (gene med29). Lineage: Eukaryota; Metazoa; Chordata; Actinopteri; Gymnotiformes; Gymnotidae. Gene Ontology annotation, molecular function: transcription factor binding; transcription coregulator activity. Gene Ontology annotation, cellular component: mediator complex. Gene Ontology annotation, biological process: regulation of transcription by RNA polymerase II. The record is from RefSeq and is a predicted model, not a curated record.